Molecule: messenger RNA, 1113 nt
Organism: Musa acuminata AAA Group (dessert banana)
Lineage: Eukaryota; Viridiplantae; Streptophyta; Magnoliopsida; Zingiberales; Musaceae
Product: wax ester synthase/diacylglycerol acyltransferase 11-like
Biological process (GO): triglyceride biosynthetic process
Cellular component (GO): plasma membrane
Molecular function (GO): diacylglycerol O-acyltransferase activity
Source: RefSeq, a predicted model, not a curated record
AUGAACGACUGGUUUAACCAUUCACUGAGAGAAAAGUCAACCCCACAUGUCAUUGACGAGGCAGGAGGGAAGAAGGCGAAAUGGGUGCGGACCGAGGUGGUGGUGGAGAACCACAUCGUGAUCCCGAACCUGGAGGACGCAGGCCGCACCACCACCUCCCCGGACCAGCUGGUGGAGGACUACGUAUCCUCCAUCACUUGCAACCCCAUGGACCACUCCCGCCCCGUCUGGGACCUCCACAUCCUCAACAUCCCCACCUCCGACGCCGCCGCCGUCGCAGUGCUCCGCCUCCACCACUCCCUCGGCGACGGCACCUCCCUCAUGUUCCUUUUCCUCGCCUGCACUCGCAAGGCCUCCGACCCCGACUCCCUUCCCACAAUCCCGAAACACUACCUCCGGCGGCCGCCCGCCUCCAAGAGCAUCAAGGACGUCAAGAACGCCAUGCAUUGCACGGUAAACGAUGUCCCGGUGGGAGUCACAUCUGCGGGGUUGUCUCGUUACCUUAGCAGGAGAUAUGGUCACACUGACGACGAUGAUAGCGAGAAGAAUCAGCUCCCCUCAAACAGUCGACUCCGUUCAACGCUGCUCGUUAACAUUAGACCGAUACCCGGAAUCCAUGCUUUGGCUGAGCUGACGGAGGGCAGAGAUGGUGAAACCAAGUGGGGGAAUUUUAUUGGUUACCUCAUCCUACCCUUCUCAAUCAUGAGGUGCAAGAACCCCCUGGACUACAUUCGCAGAGCCAAAGCGACUGCAGACAGAAAGAAGAACUCCCUGGGGGCCAUCUUCACGUACAAAGGUGCAGAGCUCAUCGUCAAAUGUUUCGGCAUCAAGGCAGCAGCCGCAUUGUGCCACAGAGUGCUGUCGAACACGACGUUGUCAAUCUCAAACUUGAUCGGGCCUGUCGAAGAGAUCGUGUUCUAUGACCAUCCACUCGUCUACCUCGCUCUCAGUGUAUUUGGGCAUCCACAAGCCCUCACGGUUCAUUUCCAGAGUUACGUGAACACGAUGAAGAUAGUUUUGACAGUGGAUGAAGCGGUGAUACCGGAUCUACUUCUGGAUGGUCUCGCGGAAUCCCUCCGACUCAUCAAGACGGCCAUUCCUGCAACAUCGUAA